GCUGCCGUCGGCUCCGCGCGGGGGGCGGGCCGGCACCCCGGGGCGCGGAGGAGCGCGCUCUGCUUCCCUCUCCUCUUCCCCCCCGCCCCGCUCCGCACUCCAGGGCAGCCCCUGCCCGGUCCGCGCCGCUUCUCCGCUCGCCCCGCGGCAAACUUUCGGCCCCUGCCCGCCCCUCGCCCGUUAUUCGUCGUGGCUCGAGGCCGGCCGCGCCGCCCCGAGGGCUCCUCCCGACCUCCCCGCCUGCGGCUCCGACCAUUACGGGACCCAGAAACAUGUCGACCACACUUCUGUCCGCCUUCUACGACAUCGACUUCUUGUGCAAGACGGAGAAAUCCCUGGCCAACCUCAACCUGAACAACAUGCUGGACAAGAAGGCGGUGGGGACGCCCGUGGCCGCCGCCCCCACCUCGGGCUUCGCGCCGGGCUUCCUCCGACGGCACUCGGCCAGCAACCUGCACGCCCUGGCGCACCCCGCGCCGAGCCCCGGCAGCUGCUCGCCCAAGUUCCCGGGCGCCGCUAACGGCGGCAGCGCGGCGGCCGGUGGCCCUGCCUCCUAUGGUACCCUCAAGGAGCCGUCGGGGGGCGGCGGCGGCGGCGGCACGGCCCUGCUCAACAAGGAGAACAAAUUCCGGGACCGCUCGUUCAGCGAGAACGGCGAGCGCAGCCUGCACCUGCAGCAGCAGCAGCAGCAGCAGCAACAGAAGGGAGCCGGCGGCUCCCAGAUCAACUCGACCCGCUACAAGACCGAGCUGUGCCGGCCCUUCGAGGAGAGCGGCACGUGCAAGUACGGCGAGAAGUGCCAGUUCGCGCACGGCUUCCACGAGCUGCGCAGCCUGACGCGGCACCCCAAGUACAAGACGGAGCUGUGCCGCACCUUCCACACCAUCGGCUUCUGCCCCUACGGGCCGCGCUGCCACUUCAUCCACAAUGCCGACGAGCGGCGGCCCGCGCCGUCGGGGGGCGCCUCCGGGGACCUGCGCGCCUUCAGCGCGCGCGAUGCGCUGCACCUGGGCUUCGCGCGGGAGCCGCGGCCCAAGCUGCACCACAGCCUCAGCUUCUCGGGCUUCCCGUCGGGCCACCACCAGCCCCCGGGCGGCCUCGAGUCGCCGCUGCUGCUGGACAGCCCCACGUCGCGCACGCCGCCGCCGCCCUCCUGCUCCUCGGCCUCGUCCUGCUCCUCCUCGGCCUCCUCCUGCUCCUCCUCGGCCUCGGCGGCCUCCACGCCCUCGGGCGCCCCGACGUGCUGCGCCUCGGCGGCGGCGGCGGCGGCCGCGGCCGCGCUGCUCUACGGCUCCGGGGGCGCCGAGGACCUGCUGGCGGCCGGCGCGCCCUGCGCCGCCUGCUCGGCCGCCUCGUGCGCCAACAACGCCUUCGCCUUCGGCCCGGAGCUGAGCAGCCUCAUCACGCCGCUCGCCAUCCAGACCCACAACUUCGCCGCCGCGGCCGCGGCCGCCGCCUACUACCGCAGCCAGCAGCAGGGCCUGGCGCCCCCCGCGCAGCCCCCGGCGCCGCCCAGCGCGCCCCUGCCCGCCAGCGCCGCGGCCGCCGCGCCGCCCUCGCCGCCCUUCGCCUUCCAGCUGCCGCGCCGCCUGUCCGAGUCGCCGGUGUUCGACGCGCCCCCCAGCCCCCCGGACUCGCUCUCGGACCGCGACAGCUACCUGAGCGGCUCCCUGAGCUCGGGCAGCCUCAGCGGCUCCGAGUCCCCCAGCCUGGACCCUGGCCGCCGCCUGCCCAUCUUCAGCCGCCUCUCCAUCUCCGACGACUGAGGCAAGAGGGCGCCAGUGAGGAGGAGGAGGAGGAGGAAGGGAAGGCCGCCGUGGGGGAGCGGCAGGGCCGGGCCGAAGGCCGCAGGCCCGACCCGAGAGCCUGGACUCGAACUGUGUGCGGGGAGGGGUCCGCACUCCUCCCCCCGCCUUUCGGUUUCCUCUUUUUUUUUAUAAUUAUUAUUUUUAUUAUUAUUAUUACCAAGUUUUCAAGUCUUGUUGAGCAACGAAAAGCCAACGAACUUUUUGUAUGGAUGAACAAAAUGCAACAGGGCAGUUGUGAUGCGAAUAGAACAAAAAAAAAAGCCAAACCUUUGAAACUCUUUUAGGUCUCCGGUGAGACUGGGACUCAAGUCCGCCCAGCACAGCAGCUGCCAGCCACCAUUCCAGUCCUCACUUGAAAUGCGGCGGGUCCGAUCCGGAUGCGAACCCCUGCCUGGAACAGGGGCCGCCAGCCACCGCCUUGCUAACCUAUGGGCUUUUAGAAUCCAGUAUUUCUGCCAAGAAUAUGCCUUGAUAGGAGCCCUCAUAGUUUCGUUUCGUUUCUUUUUGUUUUUUUAACAUAGUUAGGCGUACAUCUGGGGGAAGAAAACAAACCCUUGCAUUCCAAAGUUUCAUACUGGUUACUGGGUUCAUUGCCACCACUUAGUGGAUGUUUAGUUUAGAACCAUUGCUGUCUGCUCUCUGGAAGUCGUGGGCAGAGCUUAGUUUGUAAUCGUUGGGGAAUAACUGCUGAAUUUUUAGCUGUUUUGAGUUGAUUCGCACCACUGCACCACAACUCAUGAAAAAAAAACUAUUUAACUUAUUUAUUAUCUUGUGAAAAGUAUACAUUGAAAAUUUUGUUCAUACUGUAUUUAUCAAGUAUGAUGAGAAGCAAUAGAUAUAUAUUCUUUUAUUAUGUUAAAUUAUGAUUGCCAUUAUUAAUCGGCAAAACGUGGAGUGUAUGUUCUUUUCACAGUAAUAUAUGCCUUUUGUAACUUCACUUGGUUAUUUUAUUGUAAAUGAGUAAAACAAAUCUUAAUUUAAGAGAUUGUAUGUAAUAUUUAUUUCAUUAAUUUCUUUCCUUGUUUACGUAAAUUUUGAAAGAUUGCAUGAUUUCUUUACAGAAAUCUAUGUUGAUGCUGUGGAAGUAGUUUGAGGACUAUCUUAGGAGUUUUCUUAGAAUGUAUAAUGGUUGUAGCCCAUCCAAGUUUAUAGAAAAAAAAAGAAUGACCAUGCUUUGCAAUCAGGCUUAAGUGUGGCAUGCUUUUUUUCUAAUUCCACCUUUAUAAACUAGCAAAAAAGUAUUUUGUUUGCUUGUUUCACCACUUCUACUGUGACACUCUGGAGUAUACAGACAUGUAGCAAUAAUGGGGGGGGGGGGUAGUCUCAGUGCCUUCGAAAGGGCCCGAACUUGCCUUAAAUCUUCCUCAACCAAAUAAGUAUUUUGUUAGUGCUUGAGAAUCUGAAUGUAGGAUGGGUUCAACUGCACAAAAGGAAGAGAUCUUUACCACUUUUUUUAUAGAGAUACAAAGAGGCCACCUCUUAGCGCUGAAAUGGUAUCUAGUACAUGAAUAUGCCUUGUUUGAUUACAGAAAAUUCCAAAACUUGUACUAUUCUAUUUUUUUUCCGUGUAGAAGGGCAGGGACGUUUCCCGAGCCUUCCUGGACAGCGGAUGAAUGGGCGGUCGCUCUAGUGUGUGUAGGUACAGGUGGCUGGAGCACCACGCGCGCACCCUUGGACUGCUCUCGCGGAAGUGGGUGUUUGAAUGUAACAAGAGAAGUCAACUUGAGUUGUAAUAUAUUUUGGGGAAUCAGUUCACUACAAAUUGUGACUGUAAACAUUGUACUGUAAAUGUUUUGUAGUUUUCCCCCAAUAAAAUUUUUG
Messenger RNA from Lepus europaeus (European hare), 3629 nucleotides. It is a transcript of the gene ZFP36L2, whose product is annotated as ZFP36 ring finger protein like 2. The transcript has 2 exons. Bases 273 to 1766 code for a protein of 497 amino acids. The record is from RefSeq and is a predicted model, not a curated record. NCBI's taxonomy places the organism in Eukaryota, Metazoa, Chordata, Mammalia, Lagomorpha, Leporidae. Gene Ontology annotation, molecular function: metal ion binding; mRNA binding.